Messenger RNA from Effrenium voratum, 312 nucleotides. The record is from the annotation of a GenBank genome assembly. Lineage: Eukaryota; Dinophyceae; Suessiales; Symbiodiniaceae.
AUGUUUGCCGAUUUUCCAUGUGCUCGUACACCUCUCGAGGUGCAGAUUUGGGCGUAUGUGGAGUCCGCUUGGGCAUCCGAGCUGGCGCGUGGCCAGAUUAGCAUUGACUGGAGGCAAGGCUGUUGGACAGCGGCCGAUAAAUUUGCGACCGCCCCUGCUGAUGAUGAGCAGCCUCCAGCGAAGCUGAUUGGACCCGCAAGGUUUGGCAAGGUUUGCCGCGGCAUUUGCUGCGAGCAUACUCACGGGUCGCAAAGCCUAAGCACUCACGUGACCUUCAGCAAAACCUUUCCGGGCCCUGUUUGCCCUCUUUGA